AUGCAAUUGUUGAAUUCUCCAAUCCAACAACAGCCUUUAUUCAUUAACCUUCCCUGCAACCCACAAAUCCUCCAACAACAACGACCACAACAACAAUUCAUUCCCCAAUUCCAAGGUUUCCAACAACAAGCUUCUCCACAAUUCCAAACCCAAUCGUCUCAAGUCCCAUUAUCUCAAUCCCAAACCGUGAACCUCGACAACGACGAUGUACUUGUCCAAGAAACACCACAAUCAUCCCGAAGAAGGCAACCAAAAGGAAAAGGGAAAAAGAAAGCAAUGGCUUGGAACGAAGAAGAGGAAGAAGCUUUAGCAAAAGCUUGGAUUUUCAUAUCCUGUGAUUCGAGAAGAGGCAACGCGCAAACUGGAGAAAGUUUUUGGAAUCGUUUUUUGGAUCAUUUUCACGCCCUGCUUGGAAGGAAAACGGAUCGGUCCUACGACGCGGUCAACGGGAAAUGGCGCGAUUUUCGUGCGAUUUGCACAAAGUUUCAUGGCAUAUUUGAAAAUCUAAAAAAUAUGCGUAAAAGUGGUUCCAACGAUUUCAACAUUUUAUCAACCGCGUGCUACCAAUUCAAAGUGACCAACAACGGUAAACCAUUUGGUCACCAAAAAGCAUGGGAAGUUUGCCGUCAUGGUCCAAAAUGGGUCCUUAAUCCGGAGACAUCGCAUUCGGACUCGACCACCGGCUCCAACAAAAGAGCAAGAACUUCUGAAUCGGACACGGGUUUUGGGUUAGACCUCAAUAAUGACAUCGAUGUUGCCGAGGGAGACGGUCCACCUGAAGUACUACUCCGUCAACCACCGGGAAGGGACAAAUCAAAACAGGUGGCGUCUUCAAGCGGGAAAGCGACCGCAACGAACGACGACAGGCUUGUGGAAUCAAUGGAUAAAACUUUAAGUUUUCUAGAAAAAAAAAUACGAAUCCACGGAGGAAGCUCGUCGCCAAAAAAUCGCUCUUACCGAUCUUCAAAUCAUAAACUCGAAGCCCCUACCGGAUCUCGACCCCGAAAAUCUCGCGACAUUUAUCAAAAUCCAACAACGUGUCCGUGCUAA
Messenger RNA from Lactuca sativa (garden lettuce), 1050 nucleotides. NCBI's taxonomy places the organism in Eukaryota, Viridiplantae, Streptophyta, Magnoliopsida, Asterales, Asteraceae. The record is from RefSeq and is a predicted model, not a curated record.